Terrapene triunguis (Three-toed box turtle) is the source of this 1087-nucleotide messenger RNA. Its product is annotated as rho guanine nucleotide exchange factor 7-like. The transcript is spliced from 8 exons. The record is from RefSeq and is a predicted model, not a curated record. Lineage: Eukaryota; Metazoa; Chordata; Testudines; Emydidae. The coding region runs from base 53 to 745 and encodes 230 amino acids.
ACGGUACAUUGUGCUGUUCCCCUUCCAGCUGUUGAUUCUAUCAGUGGAUCACAUGAAGAAGGCGUUUGUCUACCAGGGCCUGCUUCCGCUGGCGGGGAUGAGUGUGAGGGACGUGCCGAGUGACACCGGCUGCAUGUUUGAAAUGAUGGGGCCCAUGAUAGAAUCCAGGAUCAUCUCAUGCCCGAGUCCAGCUGAAUUCCACAUCUGGGUUCUCAGCAUCCAGCAGCACAUCAAGAUGGCAAAUGCUCACUGUCCAGCUCACCCCAGCAAUAUCAUUCCUUUCCUGGUUCCAUGUGAUGAGCAGUGGAAGAAACGGAAGCUGAUGAAGCAUCUGUUUUACACCACCAUUCUGAAGUGGGAAGGGAAACCCCUCCAGCACCUAGGACGGAUACACUACCUGGCCAUGGUGCAGGUGGCUUAUGCCAGCAUGGGGGACUUUAAAGAGCGGCUGCUGGUGCUGUUUCCAGAGGAUCUGGUUUUCCUCUCCGUCGACAGAGAGAGAACCGGCAUUGCGUAUGAGGGAAAACUCCCUCUAGCUGGGAUCCAGGCAAAGGAGAAAUCUGCUGUGCUGGGGCGGCUGGAAUUUGAAAUCACAGGAAACCUGACGGAACCGAUCCUGGUCACCUGCUCCACCGCUGAAGAUUAUGAAAAAUGCCUCUUCUACCUACAAAAGCCUGAGCAAAACCUUGACACUGUGACUGUCCAGCCACCACCAAUAGUGCCGAAGAAAUCGCUGCAGCGUUAGAACUAUGGAGCCUAUGGAAAGGGCACAGUGAAAGCGCUGACUGGAGAGGCCAAACUGAUGGCUAAGGAUGCUGGAGGAACGAGCCCACCACUGGCAAAACUAGAGAUGGACCAGAAACAACUUGAAUCCAAACCCCUUCAGACUGAGAAGGUUGAAUUGUGAGUCCUCGAUCUGAACCUACCCUGUGGGGUAUGGUCCCCGGCUGGACUCAUUCAUUUGUGCCCAGAUUAGCUGCUGUUCCCGAUGGCCUGUUGGAACCCCCUGGAUAUAAUCCCGGUUGAUCAGACUCCUUGGGGAGGAAUCCUUCCUGGUUUGAUCACUUUAUUUAUUGGCUGCUGCUUC